GGACCGUCCGAAGGUCCUACUGUUUUCUUACCGAAACAAUAGUUACAAAAUUAAUGUUUCUACUCCGUAUUAUAUAUGGUUGGUUGUUAAAGCCCCUUGUCAUAUUCCACCCUUAUCCUUUCUCUCACUCACUCGCCCCCAAAAAUGAAUCAAUCACACAGAAUGACCAAAGACGAAGAAGGUGAUUCCAUACUCGAUGAAAGAAGUGAGAAUUUACAGGAGAUGACACUACAUUUAGCUUCUAAACAUGGGCAUGCCAAUAUUGUUCAUCAAAUAGAGGAGUUGGGGCCGAGCUUGGUUAAAGCAAUUAACGAACUGAAAGAAACUCCGCUAGUCGAUGGUUGUCGAGGCGGAAACCAAGAGGUGUUGGAGACAUUAUUGGAGGCUAAACCUUGGGUAUUUCAUGACUCUAACUGUAAAAGUGCUGUGAUGUUGGCUUGUGAACAUGGACAUAGUCACCUGAUGAGGCGUUUGAUGUCAGAGAUAGAUAGUACUGAAACUGAUUUUUUCUCUCAUUCGUCAAAUUUUGCUGCUGAUUUUUCCUGUCUACGUAUUAUUGUCUCUCGUGGCGGCGCGUAUAGAGAAUUUAUCAGGGAGCUAAUAGAAGCGUGUCCAAUUAUCAUGGAAAGGUCAGAUGAAGAUGGACUUAACUUACUGCACUAUGCUUGUGGAUAUGGUGAAACUGACAUCGCAAAAAUGUUGCUCCGAUUGAAUCCUAACCUUGCCCAAUCUUGUGACAAUCAUGGCUUUGCUCCUCUGCAUCACGCAGUAAUGCGAAAUAAAAUAGCUAUCUUUAAAGAAUUUGAGGAAUUUGCUCCUUCUGCAUUUAAGCUCUUGACCCAGUAUAAGCAAGAAACCGUGUUUCAUCUUGCAGUUAACAACCAUCUUUUUGAUGCUCUUAUAAGCUUGAUCCAAGUUAUUGGUGACAACAAUGAUCUCUUCCAUCUCUUCCAUAAAGGAGGCCAAGAAGGAAAUCAUGUCUUGCAUCUUGCUAUCUAUCAUACAUCAGUUAAGAUUGCAGAGUAUCUGAUCAACAAAGCAACAAAGAAACUACUAAAAACCAAAAAUAAGGCAGGGCUUACUGCUCUUGACCUUCUUGAGAAGUAUAGACCAGACGAUGUUGUCGCCCAGUAUCUCAAGGAACUCUUGUUAGAAAAGCAUCAUAAAGUUUAUUUCAACUCAAAACCAAAAUCCGUUGAUAAAUUAAGCCAGGAAGAUGAAGUGACCAUUGAGCACAAAACAGACAAAAUUCUAUCAAGAAAUUCUUCGUCAACUUCAUUGAAUUCACGUACUGAUGGUACUGCAUAUCAGGGUCGUAAAGCAAAUGCAUCUUAUCAAAAGCCCUUAUAUAAAGCUGUGAAAAAAAUUCUUGCGACUUUAAAAACAGAAAAGGGUGUUCGUAAGGAUAGACAGAAGAAAAGGAUGUAUGAAAUGCACAUAGAAGGGCUUCAAAAUGCAAGGAAUACGAUCAACAUAAUCGCAAUCUUAAUCGCUACGGUAACAUUCACAGGAUGCCUGAGCCCUCCCGGGGGCUUUUUUCAAGAAGGAGCUAACAAAGGAAAGCCAGUGUUGUCGCAAACAACAGCAUUUAAGGUGUUUGUGUUCAGCAACGAUGUAGCCCUCUUCUUGUCUCUUGGCAUCGUUGUCAUUCUUGUCAGCAUCAUUCCUUUUCGUACCACACCGAUGCGAAGGGUGUUGACUCUAACACAUAAGCUCUUAUGGCUUGCAGUAUUCUUCCUAGCCAUAGCUUACAUUGCAGCAAGGUGGGCUACAACCCUACAAGUCCAACACCUAAAAAAGACAUCCGGAAUUGUGUUGUCUAUCUGUGGCGGGUUCUUAUGCAUAAUCUUUGUUGGAUUGAGUAUUAUGCUACUCAAUGACAAGAGGAAGACAUCUAAGUUGAGAAAGAAAAAAAAAUUAACAGUGGGGACCUUUUCAUCAUUUGAAACUAAUGUGCUAAGUGAAGUUCCAUCUGGGUAUAUCACCUAUUAAGGCUACAAAGCGUGAGACUUGUAAUAAAUACUUAAGGCCCUAUUUGGUGAUUAGAAGUGAGUUGAUUGAUGAUAGCCAAUUGUGUUAGCUGUUUUGCCUAUCUAUUAGCGAUUAACAUACCCAGGCCUUGGUAAACUCUUCUCGGUCACUUUAUGUUGUGUGUGAGUGAUGUUCCUAAUUGUUUUUA
Molecule: messenger RNA, 2179 nt
Organism: Chenopodium quinoa (quinoa)
Lineage: Eukaryota; Viridiplantae; Streptophyta; Magnoliopsida; Caryophyllales; Amaranthaceae
Product: ankyrin repeat-containing protein At5g02620-like
Exons: 5
Coding region: 145-1992 (615 amino acids)
Cellular component (GO): plasma membrane
Molecular function (GO): protein phosphatase regulator activity; protein phosphatase 1 binding
Source: RefSeq, a predicted model, not a curated record